Molecule: messenger RNA, 2161 nt
Organism: Pseudo-nitzschia multistriata
Lineage: Eukaryota; Bacillariophyta; Bacillariophyceae; Bacillariales; Bacillariaceae
Source: the annotation of a GenBank genome assembly
GCUGCCGGUAGCGGAGAAACCCCCACGGUUUGGCCUUGAUCCGGCACGGCCGGCUGUGAAUCAGGCCCMGAAAACCGCGCCGGGUGAUCGUUCAGGCCUUGCGAAAAAUACCCCCCSGGGAGGAAAAGCCUAUCCGAGAAAGGGGGGUACGAGUGUGCCACCACCGGAGCGGAUCGAUSGAUSGAACUAGUGGGAAAGGAUUCUGACGGCACGGAGAAGCCCACUGCUGCGCACACAAAACUACGUACUCGCACAUACCGCCACACUCGGUYCCAUUCCGGUGCAAACAACAGAAAACCACACCAUGGGCGACCAACAGCAGGAACAACACGACGAGGCCGGGGAGAGGUACGACUUCUGCAUCGUCGGCGCCGGCCCGGCGGGCCUAGCCACCCUGUCGGCCCUGAGCGAAUCGUACUCGCUGGGGGAGAACAUCCACCUGAACGACGCACAGUGGGCCAUCCGGGCCCUGAACAAAAAGGCAAGGGCCAACAAGCAAAAACAACAACAACGCAGGAAGAAACGCAUCUGUGUCGUCGACCCCAACCCRAACUGGCUUCACUCGUGGGACAAGAAUUAUGAAACGCUGGAGAUCGAGUACCUGCGGUCCCCGGUCAAGGCCCACCCCGACGCCUUUGACGUCAACUCUCUUUUUGCCUACGCCCACUCGAGCGGCCGGAGCGAGUCCGAGCUGAAGGAGAGCCGCUCGCUGGGGGGACUGGCGGGAAACAAGAAGCUCCUGCCGCUGGGAGAGGCGCAGGUGGGGAUGUGGGACCUGCCGUCGUCCGGGCUCUUUCGGGAUUUCUGCGACGACAUCCUUAUAAACCGGCUCCCCCACGACUACCUGUGUGGAAAGGUCGUGGACAUYGACCGCUGCGACCAGACCCCGAGCCGGCCGGGAAGGCCACUGCCCUUUUGCGUGUCGAUCGACGACGGAAGCGGCGGCCCCCCCUCCAGGAUCACCGCAAGCGCCGUGGUCCUGGCCAUGGGGGCGAUCGGGAGGCCGAUCGUCCCGAGGUGCCUCUCGUCGCUGCCCCCCUCGAAACUGGUGCACUGGAAGAACCUCAAGGACCGCAACGGCGAGCCAAAGACCRCAGAGGAGCCCCGCCGGAUMCUGGUGGUGGGCGGCGGGCUGACGGCCGUCCAGACGGCCCAGUACGCCCUGCGGAGGCACCCMCGGGCGGAGAAGGUCGUCCUGUGCAGCCGCAGRCCGAUCACCGAAAAGAACUUUGACGUGUCGGAGAACUGGUUCGACCGGAGGUCUUCCAACCGGCUCAUCGGGGAGUUUUACCACCGGCCGGUCGAGGAACGCCUGGCCGUACUGAGGGAGGCCCGGGGGGGCGGGAGCGUACCUUCGGGGUACAUGGACGAGGUCCGGCGCCAGCAGGCCCGGGAGCCGGGGCGGCUGGUCUGCCUCGACGGGGAUAUUUUCCUCCGCGACGAGAACCACAGCGGCGAAACGGCGGRAGAGAAAAAAGACUGCGACGGCGAGUCCGGCUGCCAAGGGGCUCCCGAUCCGGGUGGGAUAUCCGUGACGAUUGUUCAGAAACAGAGGAACCACCACGGAAAGGCUUCUUCCUGCGGGGCCACGGGCAAGGAUGGGGAAAGGAACGACAAAAGGAGGCACGACUUUGAGUUCGACGCCGUCUGGCUGGCCUGCGGCAUCGAGCCGGACUGCACCGCCUCCCCCCUCGUCGACAAGCUCCUGCAGAGGUGGCCGAUCCCCACGACCGGGGGCUUCCCCUCCGUCUCGGAGGACCUGGAGUGGUGCCCCGACCGGUGCCCCAAYCUGCUGGUGGUGGGGAGCCUCUCGAGCCUCAACACGGGACCCGACGCGGCAAACCUGAUGGGGAUUCGCCGGAGCGCGGCCAAGGCCGCAAACUCCHUGGACUGCCGGUCCUGGCUGCGGGUGGACGGGGACGACCCCGAGGCGGCGGGAGGCGACCAAGACUCGGACCACGGCCACGGUGGGGGAGGGGUCCUCACGAAUCCCUUUAAGCACCUGCAGUGGGGCGACAGCGAUUCCGACACKGAGGACGAUUCGUCGGAAUGCUCCUGCUGCGAGGAGAAGCGUGGSUAGCCGCGGAGCGAGCCAAACCAGCCCAAUCGAAUACGACACCGUAGUAUGCUGUGUUAGAGAUAACAAAUAGACUAGAAUACA